This is a messenger RNA of Blepharisma stoltei, 1894 nucleotides long. Lineage: Eukaryota; Ciliophora; Heterotrichea; Heterotrichida; Blepharismidae. The record is from the annotation of a GenBank genome assembly.
AUGUUAGAAGAUGACGUCGAAGACAAAAGUGCCCAAAUAGAUUUUUACAUGAAAAAUUGCGCAGACUAUCAGAGAAACUUUGAUACUGCUAGCUUUGCCCUUUCUAUAAGAGAAGAAAACAAAAUUUUGUUCACUCAUGGAGGGUUUAAUUAUUUUUUAAACAAAUUUUAAUGUAAAUUUUAUUGACGAAAUUUAAAAAAUUCCAAUUUGAUAAACUUUGGCAAAAAUUUAUUUAAUGUGUAAAUUUAUCAAUUUAUUCAAAGUCAAAUUUUUUUGUUCGUCACAGAGAAGAGUUUAGGCAAAAAUAGUGAUUUUUUCAAUGUUUCUAUUCGCUCUCUGAAGCGGGAGUAAAGCAGCAAGUGAAAUUUUACUCCCCUCCUCAGUGAGGGAACAAAAAAAAUUAUUUCACAUGGAGGGGGUUUAAUAUUUUUUGAAAAAAAAUCCUAAUUCGCAAAAAAUUGGAUAGCAAAUAUUAAUUACAUUUUAAAUUUGUUUUUAAAGUUAGCAAAAUAUUUCAUUAUACUAAUUAUCACUUAUUAAUCAAAUUUUUUUUCCAUUGUCGGUUUUUGGGCAAAAAAUAGUGUUUUUUUUAAUCAUUUUGUUCGCUCACAAAAGGUUGGAGUUAAGAAAACAACUUUCUCAGACUAUCGAAGAUUGCGAAAAUAAAAUGGCUAAAAUGGCUGAAGAAGCUGAAAAGGUAAAAGAGAAAUCAAUAGAAUCACAAUUUACUUUCGAAGAAAUUGUCAAAUCUCUUCAAAAUCAAAUAAAUGUUAUGUCAAAGAAAGUUGAAGGUUGCUCAUCUGAUAAUGAAAGAAUAAAAACUGAUAACGAAAGAAUUAAAACUGUUAAUGAAAGAAUUAUAACUGACAACGAAAGGUUUAAAGCUGAUAACGAAAGAUUUAAAACUGAUCUUCAAAACGUGAAACUCGAAAACGCAGCAUUAAAAGUUGAUGUAGCAAAUCUGAACCUCGAAAACCAAAGCCUGAAGCUCGAAAACGCAGCAUUAAAAGACGAUGUGCAAAGCCUGAAGCUCGAAAACACAACAUUAAAAGACGGUCUAAAAAGCCUGACACUCAAAAACGAAUUAUUAAAAGACGAUGUGCAAACCCUGAAGCUCGAAAACAUAGAAUUUAAAGACAAUAUAAAAAGCCUUGAGCUCGAAGACGAAAACCUGAAGCUUGAAGAAGAAAACCUGAUGCUCGAAAACGAGGUUUUAAAAGAUGAAUUAAAAAACCUGAAGCUCGAUGUUCAAUACCUAACGCUAGAUAAUGAAAGUUUGAAAGCCCAAGAUGAAACCCAGAAGCUUAAAAAAAAUAAGCUCAAGAAAAGGGUUAAGUUUCUUGAGGGAGAAAAUAAAAAGCUUCAACAAAAGCUAAAUAUUAUGGAAGAAGAAAAAAUAGUGCUUGAAGCGGAAGUCUUAGGUUUGAAAAAGGGAUCCUCGAUAUUAGAGAAAAGAGUGGAUUGUGUGCAAAAGGAAUAUUUCAUAUCAUUGUUUAAUUCAACAGUAAGAGAAGUGUUUAGGGAGAUGAGAGACAAGAUCUGCUACGAAUUCAAAUCAAAAGAAUUUAAGAGAAUCAUAGAUAAUGCUGAAUUUGAUCGACGCGCCCAAUCAAAAAUUGAAAAAAUAUCAGGACUAACCUAUAAUGGCAUCAAGUAUCUUAUAGAAAGGUAUUGGGAAAGUAAUGAUUUUAUUCAUGAUGAUUUUGUGAUGGACAAUUCUUCAAUGGUGGAAGUUCAAGAAAAUCGCAUCUUAAAUGAUGCAAUAGGCAUUAAUGCUAGCACUCUUGGUAGUUUAAUUAGAUGGACUGAAAGAUAUCCCUGUAGAAAGGCAAAGCCAUUCUGCCUAAAUUGCUACAGAAUUGGCCAUUAUAAAGCAUUUUGCGACCUUAACUAA